This is a messenger RNA of Rosa rugosa (rugosa rose), 3187 nucleotides long. Its product is annotated as B3 domain-containing transcription factor ABI3. Gene Ontology annotation, molecular function: DNA-binding transcription factor activity; DNA binding. The record is from RefSeq and is a predicted model, not a curated record. The transcript has 6 exons. NCBI's taxonomy places the organism in Eukaryota, Viridiplantae, Streptophyta, Magnoliopsida, Rosales, Rosaceae. The coding region runs from base 567 to 2765 and encodes 732 amino acids.
CACCAGAAGUCACACAUGGGGGGUUGUUGCGCUUUCACACCUUUUAAGCAUGCGGGUCCCCAGAAACAAGGUCACUCCUCUUCAUCUUCCUGCUUCUUCUUCAACAUCUGCACCGAUCGCCGGAUUUGAGACCUACUGAAGCAUUUCGUUCAAAAGAUAGUGUAGUAUUUAUUAAUUUGGGUAUUAGCGGCGAGAAUAAGUGUUUGGUGAGGUCGAGGUCUUGUGAUAAUGCCCCAAUUAAAUACUAAUUCAUUCAUGGCCGUUAGAGAAGUGACGUCGCUUUCCAUGGUGGUGGUAGACUAAUACCUCAAUUAAUUAAUUGUUAAUGUCUUAUCUUUGCUCUAGUUGUUGCUGUUGUUGGGUGAUAGACCAGAUGCUUUAUGUUGCUUCUCUGUGAGGGUUUGAGAUAAGAGUAGUACUAGAAAGCAGCGGGUCCCUUCUCUCUCCUCUCCUGCUUCCUUAAUCCGAUACACCACUCUCUCCCUCUUGCACUUAUCCGUACCCACCAUCCCCUAUCUGAUUCCAACAGAAAACCCAAAACCAUUUUUUUGGAGCGUUUUGAUACCAUGGAUGGAGUGCAAGUUCAAGUCCACGGCAACCACCACCAAGAUCUGCAUGGAGAGGAUCACCACAGCCAGCAUCUCGUCGGCAAAGAAGUGAUGCGGAACGAUUUCGGAGAAGAAGGUGACGCCGCUGAUCUAUGGCUUGAUAAUGAGCAAGAUUCUCUUCUCGCUGACGUCAACGACGGAACUGCUUCCAUCUUCUGCAAUGACUUCCCUCCUCUGCCUGACUUCCCUUGCAUGUCAUCCUCUUCUUCUUCGUCUUCGACUCGGGUGCCGGUGAAGACCGUGUCGUCGUCUUCCUCGGCAUCUUCGUCUUCUUCCGCGGCUUCCUGGGCGGUUCUCAAAUCAGAUGCGGAGGAUAAUAACAAUUAUCAUUCUCAAGAUUAUCAGCAGCAACAAGACAACAACAACAAUUACUACUCUCGUAACGAUUCGGCUGAUGCACAUCCGGCGGGGGCGUUGUCCUCCACCGCCUCGAUGGAGAUCUCUCAGCCGUCGGAUCUCGGAAUGGAGUGCAUGGACAUGAUGGAGACUUUCGGGUACAUAGAUCUGUUCGAAGGCAACGAGUUGUUCGACCCGUCUUCCAUUUUCCAAAACGAGAAUCCAAUGAUGGACCAGUUCCAAGCGCAGGAGCAACCUCCUCAGGAACAGAUGCAUGCAGACAAUCAAACCUCACACCCACAAGAGAACAUGACCAUGGGAGAUCAGAGCAACAAGGUUCCGGAGGACGACAUGGCGUCUGUGUUCUUGGAGUGGCUGAGGUCAAACCGAGAGACGGUUUCAGCCGAGGAUUUGAGGAGCGUGAAGAUCAAGAAGUCAACAAUCGAGUGCGCCGCGAGGCGUUUGGGUGGAGGCAAAGAGGCGAUGAAGCAGUUACUCAAACUGGUGCUUGAGUGGGUUCAAACUAACCAUCUCCAAAAGAGGCGCGGUACUAAAGACUCGGGGAUACAACAGUAUGCAGUAGACCCAUUUCAAAACGCCAUCCCUAACCCUAACCCUAGUCUUAACCCUACACAAAAUCCUCCCAUAUCAUCGCCGUGGAUGGCGUCUCCCCAGUAUGAUGCAGCGGCGCCCAUUUUAGUCCCGACUCCGUCGCAGGCGGGUUAUCCGUCAACUCCGAUGAUGGGGUUUAUGGGUCAGGACCCUUUUGGAAACGGGCCGGGUUACCAGCAACCAAAUUCAGAUCAAUACCAGCAUCAAAUGCUAGAGACUGCACCAACCUGGCCGCCUUCAUCUCCAUUUAUGGGCAACAAUUAUGGAUCUUUCCCGGAUAGUAAUAUCCAACUAGCACCUCCUCAGCAUCAGCAACCGCUUUCCGGUUACGGAGGGCAGUAUGGUCAGUAUCAAUAUUUUCAAGGGCAAUCAGGUGAGCCGCAGCUGGUGAGGUUAGGGUCUUCGGCAACUAAAGAGGCUAGGAAGAAGAGGAUGCAAAGGCAGAGAAGGACUUUGUCACACCACCAUGGAAGGCAUCAUGGACACCAACAGAAUCAGCAUCCUAAUCAAAUGCCGGAUCAAAGGCUAGUUGGGAACGCCGAUCACAAUUGCACUACUGCCGCAAUGAGCAAUCCGGCUGCUUCUAACUGGUUUUAUUGGCCCACCACGGCGGCUGGUGGUCCUGCUCCUGCAGCCUCACUGGCAAUGAUGCAAACGAUGGCUCCCGAGGCAGCACCACCGGUGCUUCCAGUUGAUCGUCCGGCCAGUCAAGGGCAGAAUUAUAAUCCGGGCCGGAUUAAUACACAGGAAAGGAGACAGGGAUGGAAACCUGAGAAUAAGAAUUUGAGGUUCCUUCUUCAGAAAGUGUUGAAGCAAAGUGAUGUGGGCAAUCUUGGAAGAAUUGUUUUGCCAAAAAAAGAAGCCGAAACCCAUCUUCCUGAGUUAGAGGCAAGGGACGGAAUUUCAAUUGCAAUGGAAGACAUCGGGACUUCUCGUGUAUGGAACAUGCGCUAUAGGUACUGGCCCAACAACAAAAGCAGGAUGUAUCUCCUUGAAAACACAGGAGAUUUUGUGAGGGCAAAUGGACUCCAAGAAGGGGACUUCAUAGUCAUCUAUUCAGACGUCAAGUGUAACAAAUAUAUGAUAAGAGGAGUGAAGGUACGGCAAGCGGGGACUAAAUCAGAGACCAAAAGGCCAGGAAAGUCGCAGAGGAACCAACAUGCAAGCACUCCAUCUGGCAACAAUGGCUCGUCAUCUAAGAAACAGUAAAGUAAGAAAGAAGAAGAAGAAGGAGAAGGAAGCUGAAUUCUUCAGAGAAACCCAGCUAGCUCAACCGCCCUUCUGGCUUUUUCUUCCAUGCAUGAGAACAAAAGUGGACGGCAAAGGUGGUCUAGGGUUGUUGGAAUGCAGAGCAGCCCUUGAUUUUAUCUGCAAGUGGGAGGGGGUUUCAGAAUUCAUGCGUUUUCGAAAGCUGAGAUCUGGAGGCUGGUUGGUUGGGAGUGAUGACUCAGUUGGAAGCAUGCGCUUGGUUUUUUGGGUCUCAAUUAAACGUAUAGAGAUCUCCCCAAUACCAGUGUAUGCAGUCUUUGACAUUAAGUAUAUUAGUGUAUGUUGUGUUUGUUAAUUAUUAAUGAGUCAUAUAUAUGUUGUAGAAUUCAAAAACCAUAAUUCGUAAAUUAUGUAUAUGGGAA